AUGCGAGGCAAGUACGAGAGGGAGGCGAGGCGCUACUGGGAUCUCUUCUACAAGCGCAACGGCGAGCGGUUCUUCAAGGAUCGCCACUACCUGCACCACGAGUGGGCGCUCUUCCUCCGCGGAGAUGCUGGCGCGGGGGGAGCUGCGGAGGCGGGAACAGAGGGGGGAAACGCGGGCGGGGCAGAGAGAGGGGGAAGGGAGGCUAGGGGUGGGGAUGCAGGCGCAGGAGUGGGGAGCGCAGGGGGCGGUGGUGGGUGUGGCAGCGGCAAGGGGGGAUGUGUGUGCGAGCGGUGCGUUGCCAUCCGACGAGUGGUGCUGGAGGUGGGGUGCGGGGCGGGCAACACGGUGUUCCCGUUGCUCGCAGACGACCCGCACCUCUUCGCCCUCGCCUGCGACUUCUCCCCGCGCGCUGUUGCGCUCGUCACCGGCAGUGAGCACUACGACGCGCACAGGCUGAGAGCAUUCGUGGCGGACAUCACAGCGGACCCCCUCGCCACUGCCAUCGCAACCGCCAGCAGUAGCAGCAGUAGCAGCAACGAUGACAGAAGUGGUGGUGGGGGGGGAUGCACGUGCUGCCGGCCGCAGUGCCCUGCAGUGUGCCCGCCAUCUCAAGCGGAUGUGGUUACCAUGGUGGGUGGCUGGCAAGUUAAUGCCGUGUUUGUGCUAUCUGCCAUUUCACCUGAGAAGAUGCCUCUCGCCGUCGCCAACGUCGCCACUGUGCUCAAGGCAGGUCCCCUCGCCUCGCCCCGUCCCCUUGCGUGCCGGCACAUGCUCUUUGGCUGCCGUGCUGCCAUCCCUUGCCUCCUCACGAGAGCCUCUUGUCAUUGCCACGCGCCCUCUCAUCUGCCUUCUGCUGCAUCUUUUCUCCACACUCACCCCCUCACACCCGCCCCUUGCCCCAUCUUUCCGCACCCCAUGGCAUGGCAUGCAGCCAGGCGGGCAUGUGUUGGUUCGAGACUAUGCUGCCGGCGACCUGGCUCAGGUGCCAUGCAUGGGUACAGGUCAGCAACCCCGUGUGUCGAUCCAUGUUGGUUGUCACGGCGUCCUGCUGCCGUGCCACCAUUCACUGCAACAGUCUAUCUCCUUCUGUCCCGCCUCCCCACGACCGUGCCGUGCCAUCAGGAGCGGUUGAGGCGCAAGGAGCAGCGCAUCGCCGACAACUUCUAUGUGCGCGGCGACGGCACCGUGAGUGUGUGUGUGUGGGGAGGGGGGGCGAUGGCACCGUGGGGGCUGAUAAUGUGGUCAGCUGAUGCUGUCAUCUAUCCAUGCCUCUUCCCCCUUCUCCCCCCGCGCCCCAUGUCUCUCCCACGCCCCAUGUCUCUCCCACGCCCCAUGUCUCUCCCACGCCCCAUGUCUCUCCCACGCCCCAUGUCUCUCCCACGCCCCAUGUCUCUCCCACGCCCCAUGUCUCUCCCACGCCCCAUGUCUCUCCCACGCCCCAUGUCUCUCCCACGCCCCAUGUCUCUCCCACGCCCCAUGUCUCUCCCACGCCCAUGUCUCUCCCACGCCCCAUGUCUCUCCCACGCCCCAUGUCUCUCCCACGCCCCAUGUCUCUCCCACGCCCCAUGUCUCUCCCACGCCCCAUGUCUCUCCCACGCACCAUGUCUCUCCCACGCCCCAUGUCUCUCCCACGCCCCAUGUCUCUCCCACGCCCCAUGUCUCUCCCACGCCCCAUGUCUCUCCCACGCCCCAUGUCUCUCCCACGCCCCAUGUCUCUCCCACGCCCCAUGUCUCUCCCACGCCCCAUGUCUCUCCCACGCCCCAUGUCUCUCCCACGCCCCAUGUCUCUCCCACGCCCCAUGUCUCUCCCACGCCCCAUGUCUCUCCCACGCCCCAUGUCUCUCCCACGCCCCAUGUCUCUCCCACGCCCCAUGUCUCUCCCACGCCCCAUGUCUCUCCCACGCCCCAUGUCUCUCCCACGCCCCAUGUCUCUCCCACGCCCCAUGUCUCUCCCACGCCCCAUGUCUCUCCCACGCCCCAUGUCCCUCCAUGCCCCAUAUCCCUCUGCGCCCCAUGCGGUGGAUCCAAGCAGUCUUCCGCCUGCCCCUCGCUGCCACUGCCGCUCCUGCUGCUGCUGCUAGUCCUUGUGAGGCGGCUGCCACUGCUGUGGAGGAUGUUGAGUCAAGGGGGACGUAUGACCGGGAAGGCGGGGAGGAGGAGAGACGAGGAAGUGGGAGCAAUGUUGUGCGAGGGGACGGCAAUGGCAGGGGAGGAGCAGGCACAGAGGAGAGUGACACGGGCGGCAGUGAGAGCGCAUGUGAGGUGGACUGCAGCAGCCUCUUCCUCUCCGACCCCCCUUUAGAGGACCACGCCCUCUCACUCGCGCACCUGCCGCUGCGCGUGCGCCUGCUAUCCCGCGAGCACCAGCACACGCACGGCAGCACAGGCCGCCUGCUGUGGGAGUCGUCUCAGGUGCUGGCGGCACUGCUGCUCGCCCACCCCGCCCUCACCCGCCACGCCUCCGUCCUCGAGCUCGGCGCGGGCGGCGCCGCACUCUGCUCACUCGCAGCCACUCACAGCGCGCCACGGGUCAUUGUGGCGACAGAUGGGGACGAGAGUGCUCUGAGUCUGCUGCCGGGGAAUCUGGAGCUGAAUGCGGGGAGCUUUGAGACGGGCAGGAUCAAGGUGUGCCGGCUGCGGUGGGGCGAUGAGGGUGACGAGGCAGCAGUAAGGCAGCUGCUGCCCUCUCAUGAUGUGAUAGGGGUGGAUCAGGGUCAUGUGCAGGAGGAGGGAAGGGGGAGCACAGCCAGUACAGAAGGGAGCCAUGCACGCACAGCCCCUGUCGGAGGCAGCAGUAUGAAGGGAGACGAUACCGAGGCUGCUUAUACCACAGCGCAGCAGGGGAGGGGGUUUGAUGUGAUCCUGGGAGCCGACGUGGUGUAUGUGCGUGCCGCCGUGCCGCUGCUCUUCCAGUCCGCCGCCCGCCUCCUGGCACGGCGGGACAAGAGCAGGCGCGUGCCGGUGCUACUGCUGUGCCACAUCACGCGCCAGGUGCUCGAGCCUGAUGUGCUGGCUGCAGCGGCAGCAGCGGGGCUAGAGGUGGCGGAGGGAGAGGUGGCAGAGCGCGUUGGGGGAAGUGUGGAGAGGGCGAUGCAGGCAGCGGUGGGGACGGCGUUCCCUGGGGAAGGCAGAGAUGCCUCCCUCUUCCGCCUCCUCUGCUUCCGUGCCUAG
Closterium sp. NIES-65 is the source of this 3171-nucleotide messenger RNA. Lineage: Eukaryota; Viridiplantae; Streptophyta; Zygnematophyceae; Desmidiales; Closteriaceae. The record is from the annotation of a GenBank genome assembly.